GCUCGACACGAUCUCUCAAUUUUACUAUUACCACAUUUUUAACAAUGAAAUUGGAAUUUAAUUAAAUAUGGUUUUUUGUUAAUGAAUUUUAAUUACACUUUUCUGUGUGUAUUAACAUAUCUUAUGCGAUAAACAAUUAUUUGAAUACAAACCUGAAAGCAAUAUAACAUACUAAAAAGCCUUCCAUAGUUGAAUCUUAUAAUUUACAUAAUUAAAUUAUAUUAAUUAUUUUUAUUUAUUAUUUUUGUAAUUUAUAAUUUGUAAAUUAAUUGUAUUUUGAUUAAAAUGAUUAAUCUGUAAAAUAUUGUUUAUAAUGGCGUUGUACCAUUUAGCUAACAUCUGCGGCUCACAGUAUUCAGGAGGAAGGAUCUGUUUUAAUCCUGAUGCGUCCUGUGUUUUGGCUCCAGUAGGAAAUCGCAUAAAUAUAUAUGAUUUACAAACAAAUAAAAGUUCAACACUCAGUUCUGAAACUAGAACUAACAUUGUACUAAUAGCAAAUCAUCCUUCAAAACCACUGUCAAUUCUUGUUGAUGAUAAUGGAUUCGGAUAUAUAUUAAACCUAAUUAGAGAUAAAAUAGUCCAUAGACUACAAUUUAAAUCUUCAACUAACAUUUCUACUGCUGAAAGUAAGGGAUACAACUCUUUAAACACACAAAAGAAAAGACUAAUCCACGCAAGUUUUAGCCCAUAUGGGAAAUACUUUGCCGUUUCAAUUCAGAAGAAACUACUUGUUUGGUUAUCUCCGGAUGAGAAGUUAAGUUGGAGGAUGACACUGCACCUGGAAAUUACAGGGCAUAUGGAUAAUAUUAACAGUUUAGACUGGUCAAAAGAUUCUAAGUACAUUUGUACAAGUUCAAAAGAUUUGACAGUUAGGCUUUGGUGUGUAGAGCCUGAUGACACCUUUGUGCCAGUGGCAUUUGUAGAUCACAGAAGAUCAGUUAAGGCAGCUUUUUUCACAGAUGAUAUGAACAGAAUUUGUAGUGUAUCCAAAGAAGGCGUUAUAAUAAUUUGGAAGCGAACAGAUUUAACAAACGGGGAUAAUGCAGCAAAACUGAUAGGAUCAAGGAGUAAAAAUAACUUUCUAAAGAAAUCAAACAAGUUAAAUGAUUCCAAACACUCAGAAAAUCAACAAUCGUGGAUUAGAGAAACUAAAGGAUAUUGCAACCAGCCCGCAAAUUCGACAGUGUCAGUGGUUACUUUUAACUCCAAUAUCGGAUUAUUUGUUGUUGGCUUCACAGGUGGAACAUUUGGCCUAUAUAAUAUUCCUGAACUGACAACCAUUUACACACUCAAAAUAGGAGAACAAAUUCCAGUCAUUGACUCAGUUGACAUAACAAGUGACGGCCAGUGGAUUGCACUAGCUUGUUCACAAACCGGUACCAUAGUAGUGUGGGAAUGGAAAAGUGAGACUUUUGUAAUGAAACAACAGGCUCACCUGGGAGGAGUGAGAUGUUGUUCAUUUUCAUAUGGUUCCAAUCUGGACAGAUUGGGCAGUCUGGCAGAAAAUAAGCAGGAUUUCGAUAGAGCACUUUCUAGUAAAAAUUUGGGAAUGGGAACAAGAUUCCUAGUAGCAACUGGGGGUUUUGAUGGAAAAGUUAAACUCUGGGACAACAAUACAGGUCUAUGCUAUGUAACACUGACUGAACACAGCGCUUCAGUAGAAGCUAUCGCAUUCACACCUCAGGGAAAUGCACUGAUAUCAGCUUCCUUGGAUGGAACCGUUAGAUGUUUUGACCUGUUUAGGUUCAAAAACUUUAGAGUCCUGACUGCAACCAGAACUCAAUAUACAAGUGUUGCAGUUGACGGAUCAGGAACAAUAGUAGCCGCAGGAACUAAGGGUGAUACAAACUCAGUGUUCAUAUGGCAAAUACAAACUGGGAAGGUUUUAGAUGAGCUUGUAGGGCACACUGCUCCCGUAACAUCAGUUUCAUUCCAUCCGCAUCCUUCAUACAACGGAUUCCUAGUAUCAUCGUCAUGGGAUAACACAAUCAAGAUUUGGAAUGUUUUUGGCAGAAAAGAUAAGGCAGGAUCGGUUGAGUCAGUACUUAACUCUUCAAGUGUAAUAUCAACAGCGUUUGAUCCAAGGGGAAAUUCAAUAUUGGCAGCAUCAGUACUAAGCGGACAAAUUCUUUUCUGGGAUUUAGAUAACGUAGAGCAAAUUGGGUCAAUUGACGGAUUAAGGGAUAUACAGCCUGGAAGACACUACACAGAGGCAUUUUCAGCAAUAAACAUAAAGAAGGAUCCACAUAGUAUUAACAGAAAUAACUAUUUCAACUCACUUUCAUAUUCUUCAUGUGGAACAAUGAUAGUCUGUACAGCUAAAAACUCGCCUCAUGUAGCAGUUUAUAGCACAGAAAACUAUCUUCUUCUGCAUGUGUUCACCUUGACAAGGAACGACUCGCUAUCAGGUGUAAAGAGGUUUCUGAGUUCUAAAUAUAUGACUGAGUAUGGGUUUUCAGUACACGAGCUUGAUCUCUCAGACGAGGAGAUCUUUGAGGAUUCAAGGAAGUUGAGUAGAAUCCAGGCCCAUAAGUCUCUACCAGGAGUAGAAGUGGGAGAGUUUAAAGUGACCCAGGAUCGAUUUAAUGUUUGGGAAGUUAACUAUUCACCAGAUGGAAGACAGUUUGCAGUUUCAACUUCUCAAGGUGUAUUUAUAUACUCUCUGGACGUUACAAGGAAUGUUGAGUACACAAACCAAAUGCUUAAGUCGGUUCACAACUUCCAGCCUCAAAUUAUAACAAAAAGUGUAACCAAAUCGUCAAUCCUAUCACACCUUGAGAAGAAUGACUUUGUAGGCGCCUUCAUAUUGGCACUUGCAAUGAAUAACUUUAAAAUAAUGCUAAAGGCCUAUGAAGCUGUUCCAACAGGUAAAAUAGCCUCUGUGGUUUCUUCACUUGACUCCACGCUUGUUUUGGUACUGCUUAACUUUAUCAGGAAUGUGCUUAACACCUACUCCACUAACGGAACUACGCAUUUAGGACUUCACCUUGUGUGGCUCAGUACGAUUUUCUCAAUUCACCAGAAUACUCUGUCUAAUUAUUCAGGCUCGCAAACAUCCACAGAGUCGCUUUCCGAUUUAAGGACUAUGAUGUUGUUGCUACUCAGGCAAAUCAGGGAAUCUAGGGCGAACAUCCUGGGACUCCUCGCUUCAAACGCCUAUUCCUUUGAUUAUUUGUGUAAUUUAAAGUGAUUCUAUAUU
This is a messenger RNA of Theileria parva strain Muguga, 3199 nucleotides long. Its product is annotated as WD domain G-beta repeat protein. The record is from RefSeq and is a predicted model, not a curated record. Gene Ontology annotation, biological process: maturation of SSU-rRNA from tricistronic rRNA transcript (SSU-rRNA, 5.8S rRNA, LSU-rRNA); ribosomal small subunit assembly. Bases 314 to 3190 code for a protein of 958 amino acids. Gene Ontology annotation, molecular function: protein binding. Lineage: Eukaryota; Apicomplexa; Aconoidasida; Piroplasmida; Theileriidae. Gene Ontology annotation, cellular component: Pwp2p-containing subcomplex of 90S preribosome; small-subunit processome. The transcript has 11 exons.